Molecule: messenger RNA, 1040 nt
Organism: Raphanus sativus (radish)
Lineage: Eukaryota; Viridiplantae; Streptophyta; Magnoliopsida; Brassicales; Brassicaceae
Product: putative methylesterase 19
Exons: 4
Coding region: 1-900 (299 amino acids)
Biological process (GO): salicylic acid metabolic process; jasmonic acid metabolic process
Molecular function (GO): methyl indole-3-acetate esterase activity; methyl salicylate esterase activity; methyl jasmonate esterase activity
Source: RefSeq, a predicted model, not a curated record
AUGGUAGAAAUUAAACUCAAGUCUAGAAUACUAGAAUAUGAUAAAGAAAAAAUCUCACUGUGGUUGUCACUUAAUCGAAUAAUCCUUGCAGUCCGUAGCAAAAAAAAAAAAAAAAAAAGAAUGCGGUUCGUGCUUGUCCAUGGGGUUUGUCAUGGCGCAUGGACUUGGUACAAAGUAAAACCACUCCUCGAGGCAGCCGGUCACAGCGUGACUGCAGUGGAUCUGGCAGCAUCGGGUAUAAGCACAGUCAAAGUCCAAGAGAUUCAGAGUUUAAAAGAUUACGCCAAACCGUUGCUUGAUCUUUUGAGCUCGUUUGAGGGCAGAGAAAAAGUGACUAUUGUUGCUCAUAGCAUGGGAGGCAUAUCGGCUGCUCUCGCUGCCGACAUCUUCCCUAACAAGAUCGCUGCUAUUGUCUUCUUGACGGCUACCAUGCCCGAUACCAAGAACCCGCCUACUUACCCGUUCCAGAAGUUGGUCCCGAGUCGUUCGACACCAGUAGAGUUAUCAGACACCACGUUUCGCAGCUACGCAACACAUGAUCCUCCUCCUCUACAUACUAUUCUUUUCGGACCAAAGUUCAUGGCCAAGAAACUAUAUCAACUGUCUCCGGUCGAAGAUCUUGAACUGGCGAAACUGUUGGUGAGGGAGAACCCGGCUUUGGCAAUAGACAAUCUUGCAGGAACAAGAGCUUUUAGUGAGAAGGGGUAUGGAUCGGUUACACGUGUGUAUAUCAUAUGUGGAGAGGAUGCCUUAAUACGUGAGGAGCAUCAGCGAUUGAUGAUCAACAACUAUCCGCCAAAAGAAGUGAUAGAGAUUAAAGACGCAGAUCAUAUGCCAAUGUUCUCCAAACCUAAAGAAGUAUGUGCUUGUCUACUGGAAAUCGCAGAAAAAUAUACUUGAAUAUUUGUAGUGAUAUGUUUAUAUUGUCAUGGCGUGGAUGAGUCUCUAUGGAUGUUUCCUUCUUUCUGUAAAGACAAGAACAUGUUUGUAAAACAGAGUCAGUGUUUUACUUGAACUAAAACAUGGAUGAAAUAAUCAAA